Molecule: messenger RNA, 1577 nt
Organism: Lucilia sericata (common green bottle fly)
Lineage: Eukaryota; Metazoa; Arthropoda; Insecta; Diptera; Calliphoridae
Gene: bnl
Exons: 2
Source: RefSeq, a predicted model, not a curated record
AACUUUAAAGCACGUCCCAAGUGCAAUCCAAACAAUAGUAAUAAUAAUAGUAAUAGUAAAAAUACUUUAAGUAGAAAUUUAGAUAAAGAAAAUAGUUUAGUUAAUCAUAAUCAACAACAACAACAUCAAAACCAGCUUACUAAUAAUAAUGGCCAAGUUUUGAACAACGUUCCUGUUGCCAAUGAUAAAAAUAAUUUAAGUUCCAAUAGUCGAAGUAGUAGUAGUAGCAAUAGCAGAUCAGAAACAAAUAGAGAUAGUAGUAGUAGUAGCCCGAGUAGUAUUAGCAUUAGUCAAAAUAAUGGCCAUAUUAGUAAUAGCAAUAGUAAUAGUAAACAUACAAGUAGCAAUAGCCACCACAGUGACAGUUUAAUAACAAGUAGUAUUAGCAAUAGUACAGCACCUCAAACCGGUAGUCACAGAGGCGGCAAGAAAGCGGGGAAGAAACGAAAAUGCCGGCGUUUCGAAAACGAAGAGCAGCACAAUUGCACGACACCGCUAAAUCGCCCCACAUCCAUAACGAGGCGUGGCAAUCAGCUGGGACCCAUAAGACAGCAAAAAUGUCGAGAUUUGCUACUGCAACAGCAGCAAGCAGGGGUCCCUGAUAUAGUGCUGCCUCCCAUGUGCACCAAAAAGGGUGGCCCUAAAAACAAACAGCAGGGCAAUAAUAAAAGAGGACAGGGUAAAAACGGUUUGGGUACCGAUGGUUUAGGACCCAAUAAUCGCCGUGGCAAAAAACUAAAUAUGAAUCGAGGAGGUGGUGGUGGCGGCGGGGCCGGAAGACAAGCAGCUAAAAAUAACCAAAACAAUGGUAACAAUAAUAAUGGCGGUUCAAAGAAAAAACAAAAGAAUUCCAAAAGAGGUGGUGUUAACAACCCCAACAACAACAACAAUAAGAAAAACAACAAAAAAGCCUCUGGCAGUCCAACUGAAAAAACCGCCGCCACUUCCACAUCAACGCUAAAGCCAAAAUUCUGGGAAACCACAUCGUUGAUGCCCAGCACCACACUGUUCGAGAACUACGAUCCGCAUGCCGAAACCACCAGCGAUCGUGGCGACAGAGAACAACGCAAUGUAAGAUACUCCAAUUCCAUGGAAGAAUACAUGGAACAAUCAUCGGAAGAUACUUCGGCCGCCGAAGAUCCAGAAGACGAUGAUAACGAUAUGGAGACUAACGACGAAAUGAACGAAGAUGCCAGCUAUGAAGACGAUUCAUAUGCUGUGGCCAGCAGUAGCCAUAUUCCCUAUGCGGCUGCUGAGUCAUCACACACGCCUCUAACGGCGGGAGCAGACGAUUUCCUGUAUUAUGACCAGCUAGAUUUCAAAGGAUGUCACAACGAGUCAAAUGAUAUGCAUUUGUGUGAUGAGGGCUAUUUAGGUAAAUCUAAUUUUGAUCAACGAAAUGAGGAGGAUACCGACAAUGGUCCCUAUAGAAUAUAUCUCCAUGUGUGGUGACAGCAGUAGAAGCGUUAUUUUCUCGAAGUCAUACGACUGAUAUCUCUUGUAAAUUAAAAUAUUUAUUGUAUUUGUAAAUACUAAUGAUGUAAAUAAAUAGUUUAUGUUUAGUUAUGUUUAAUUAU